This is a messenger RNA of Clonostachys solani, 3831 nucleotides long. The record is from the annotation of a GenBank genome assembly. Lineage: Eukaryota; Fungi; Ascomycota; Sordariomycetes; Hypocreales; Bionectriaceae.
AUGAACGUUCCUACUACUCCCCCGAGCGAGUCUAACCAGCCGGUUGGGGUGCCCGUUGUGCAAGUUGAAGGCGGCGAAGCCGUAGCAGAACCCCUACCCUUGCAACAAUUCAUCCGCAAUGUACCUAGACAGAGCGACGGUUCUCUAAGUCCUGGCGACAGCGCAAACUUGGGCAAGAUUUUGGAAGGCAUGAGCCCUGAAGAAGUCAAUGCCAAAGAUGACAAUGAUGAAGGGCAAACGGCGCUUCACCAUGUCGCCCGACGAGGCUUGAAGGGCGUCGUUGCCCGCUUGAUGAAACACGGUGCCAUUGUUUCGGCAGAGGACGCGCAGAAAAACCAGCCGUUGCUCUUGAGCUGCCAAGGGGGGUUUGUCGAGACCACAACAGAGCUUCUAAAGCAAGGCGCAAAGGAUUUCAUCGACGCCAAAAACAGCCUUGGGCAGACGGCGCUUCAUUUCUCUUGUAUAGAUGGAAGGAGCGCAAUUGUCAAGGUACUGCUAAAAUACAAAGUAAACACCAAUGUCUUGGCUGCGGACAACAGCUCGCCAAUUUUCGAAGCUUCCAUUCGGGGCCACCUGGAGAUUGUUCAGCUCUUGCUUUCCCACAAAGGGUGGGAUAAAGGAUUGCUUGAACAAACAGUCAAAGCAACGGGUCGGACCCCUCUACACGCCGCUGUCUACGAGGGGCACGACAAAAUCGCAGAGAAGCUAUUGGAAAGCGGCUCAAAGCUUGAUAUCUGUGACUCCCAAGGGUGGACUCCGUUGAUGGCGGCAACCAAGCAGGAAAGUGUAGGCUUAAUGAAACGUCUUCUUCAGAGAGCGAGUCAAGAUAAUCAGCUCGAGAUACCAGAUAAAGAAAACUUCACCCCUUUGGGGGAAGCAGCUGCAAAGGACUUUUUGACUGGCGUUUAUAUGCUGAUCAAAGCUGGAGCGAACUGUACUUCCAUCAAUAUUCCAAAUGAGAAAGCUCAUAGUAUCUUGGUGAAAGUGAGCUCCUACGGACAUGACAAGAUUGUUGAACUUUUCUUGAAAAACGAGACGAAAAUCGGCCUGUCUCAGGAAGCAAAGGGAGAGGCGUUACAGGCAGCAAGCAAGCAAGGUUACGACAACAUCGUCAAGCAACUAAUAGAUGAAAAAGUAAAGACACCGAUUGAUUUCGAGGAUCAGGCGGGUAUGACUGCACUACAUCAUGCCAUACGUGGAGUCAUCCACAAUAUCGAGAAACACGAUGAGGAUCUCCUCGGUCCAAAUUCUGUCUAUGUAGACGAGAAAAGUAACACUGGAUCAAAACCCGGAAAGCACUAUAAUGUAGCAAAACUUCUCCUUGGCGCUAAAGCUAAACCAGGACAGAAAACAAAAGGGGGGGAAACAGCACUGCAUCUCGCAGUAAGAAGUCCGAGAUCUAAGCGCAUUAAUCGAGUUGAGCUCAUCCUUGAGCAUUUGGAGUAUGACGAUGUUUGGGCAGUAAAUAACAAGCAACAAACUGCGCUGAAUUUAGCCUUCGAAGCAGUGAGCACGGAGAACCAGGCCGCCGACUGGGCGAUGGGUGUAGGCGAUGUACAUGAUAUUGCACGAUUAAUGCUAAAACGCAAAGUGCGAGCUGGGCACGACAUUGAAAGGGUCGACCCGAAUGAUUGGAGCGCCAUCGAGUUGGCAGCCUACCAUGCUCUUCCAGAAGUCCUCGCCUUCCUACUGGUCAACUCUACAUCAAUGAAGGAGACAAUGAAAUGCAUAGACUCCGCAAAGAAACUAGUUGAGGAGAAAAUGAGUCGAAAAAAUGAAUUCUCGACUAGAGCGAAGUCGGAGACAGCUACUACAGCGCCGAUGCCUCAAAACAGUUCUAAUGCUAAGGACGACUGGGAUGAAUCCACGAGGGAGCUUCUUGUUAUGGACAUACUGAACGACCCUCAAAUCGUAAUAAUCAAGGACAGUGAAAGCUACCAGUCCCCACAGCCCGAACGCGGCGUGGAGGGCUUCCCAAAAGAUCACAGCGCCUCGAUAUUUCAAUUCUAUGCUGGCGAGAAGGAAUCAAGCAUCAUUCAACGAUUUCGAACUGUACAGCAAGUCAUUUACGACGACGACAAAGGGCCGAAGAAAAUCAUGGAGGAGGCAGUGAAAAAUUUGAAAAAUAUUUAUGGGAAGAUGAAAUCACGUACUCGGAUAGCUGAUCCUGGAACUGAAACUGAAACUGAAACCGAGCCUAAGUUUACAUGGGUCCAUUUGUCUUCAACAAAUGAUGCCUUAAAACGGAUACUGAAAGAUGAGGGAUGCAGCGAAGAUCGAUUCCGAACGAUCAAAUCUUUCUUUCAGAACAGUUGGGCAGAGAUUCCGGACAAUACAUCGCCGUCUCGGUUUAUGCGACCGCAACAUAGCUGCAAAUCCUUCAACACAGAGAAAAAUGACCAAGACGGACGCUGUACUGCACUUUAUAUUCCUUACCUUUCCUUUGCGAGAUAUUGUCGAGGUCAAUGCUCAGACCACUGUAGAAUUGCCAGGGACGAUAACCCCCGUGAGAGGAGCAACCACCAAAAGCUUCAUGAAGAGACCAGACGCCGCCAGAACUUAGUAGAAGCCUAUAGGAACCAAGUCAUUCACGGCCCCUCGACGCUCGAUGAAUGGUACUACCAAUUUGCAGCUGAGGUUUCUUGGUCUGACGAUGCACAACGCCGCAACAAGACCCAGGUUGUGACAAAAAGCCUUAGAGACAACACGAGCGAGGGUAAGCAUUGGCGUUUAGUUCAGGUUAAUCAAUUAUGGGCUUGGGUCGUUGGUAACAAAUGGCUAAUAACGGCUACUUGGGAUCCAAUCGAUGGGAUCGAAGAGACCCUCCCACAAGGUAUCAUCGACCAUAUCCGGAAGCAAGCCAAGGUCAGAGGCAAACGCUACCAGCCACACAAUGCAUUUUAUAUGAGCAAGCUCUUGGUUGAUUUCUGCAUCGGAUCUUAUGAGCGGGCGCGUAUUCCCACGGAUAAGGAUCCAGAGCACGAACAACAAGUCUCAAUCCGUCAAAUCUUUUCUAAUUAUAUGAACACUAUCGGAAGAGAUGAAACAUUGUUGUUCGAGAUAUCCAGCGAAUUCAGCCUGGAGAAUUGUAGACAGAAACCAGAUUUCAUAAAUGAUGCCAUUAAAUUGGCAAAGGAGAUGUCCUGUCAAAUCAAGGACAUACGAGAUGAACUCAAUAUUCUCAAAUCGGUUGCUCAGUACCAGAGGGAGGUUGAGGAAAAGCUGUCCACUAAUUCAAGGAAGACGGGCUCCGGAAAUGCCAGUCUAAGAGCAAACUACGUGAUUGAAGAUAUUAGCCAGAUGGAUACAGUAUCUCUCCGCAUACAAUCUUCCAUCAGCGAAACCCUCUCAUUGGAGCAAAGUGAAAUUGCCAAUCUUCAGGCAACUCUAUCAGUAGAGCAAGGGACGAGAUCAGUAGAGCAAGGGACGAGACUCAUGGUCUUCACCAUUGUGACGGUUGUGUUUCUACCUCUCUCCUUCCUCGCGUCCUUUUUUGCUAUGGACACUGAAGCGUUCCAAAAAAGUGCCUUGUGGGCUAAACUUCUUGUUUUUCUCGUCACAUUGGCCUUGGUUUUACCAUUCUACAUCCCCAAGAUAUUGUCCAUACUGAGAGACUGGCUUACCCGCUGGAGGUCGAGGAAGGACAAGCGUAUGGAAAAGCUUCUCAUUAGGGCUAAAAAGAACACAAGCACCGAUCCUGAAGCUAUAUCUAGUGACUUGAGAUCUAGAACACCAUCGGAAGUUGAGGAGGCUGCUACAGCCCCAAGCAUCAGAAGAAGGGAUACUCUAGCCAUGCGCUUCAGAAAAUCCGAUUCAGGCCGCAUGCUGUGA